Emys orbicularis (European pond turtle) is the source of this 1376-nucleotide messenger RNA. RefSeq lists its product as uncharacterized. The transcript is spliced from 2 exons. Bases 269 to 1327 code for a protein of 352 amino acids. Lineage: Eukaryota; Metazoa; Chordata; Testudines; Emydidae. The record is from RefSeq and is a predicted model, not a curated record.
UAUUUCUGUACUCCACCCCGAAGAGCGGAGUAGCGCCAAAAUCGAUUUUGUCAGUUCGAAUUAGGGGUAGUGUGGCCGCAAUUCGAUGGUAUUGGCCUCCGGGAGCUAUCCCACAGUGCACCAUUGUGACCGCUCUGGACAGCAAUCUGACCUCGGAUGCACUGGCCAGGUAGACAGGAAAAGCCCCGCGAACAUUUGAAUUUCAUUUCCUGUUUGCCCAGCGUGGAGAGCACAGGUGACCACAGAUAGCUCAUCAGCACAGGUAACCAUGCAGGCCGAUAAUCAAAAAAGAGCACCAGCAUGGACCGUACGGGAGGUACUGGAUCUGAUUGCUAUAUGGGGAGAGGAUUCAGUGCUAGCAGAACUUCGUUCAAAGAGACGAAAUGCCAGAACUUUUGAAAAAAUCUCCAAGGGCAUGAUGGAGAGAGGCCACAAUAGGGACUCAGAUCAGUGCUGCGUGAAAGUCAAGGAGCUCAGACAAGCCUAUCAAAAAACAAAGGUGGCAAACGGUCGCUCCGGGUCAGAGCCGCGGACAUGCCGCUUCUACGCCGAGCUGCAUGCAAUUCUAGGGGGGGCCGCCACGACUACCCCACCUGUGACCGUGGAUUCCGAGGCGGGGAUAAUCUCAUCAGCUACACCUGAGGAUUCUGCGGAGGGGGAAGAGGAGGAGGAGGACGAGCUUGGGGAGAGCACCCAGCACUCCGUUCUCCCCAACAGCCAGGAUCUUUUUCUCAGCCUGACUGAAGUACCCUCCCAAGCCAGUAUCCAAGACCACGACCCCAUGGAAGGGACCUUAGCAGCUGCAAAUUCUUCAAGCCUCCCUCCUCCAUCCCGAAGGCUAUCACAGAUAAGGCGUCGGAAGAAGAAGACGCGAGACGACAUGUUCGCAGAAAUCAUGGAAUCCACCCGCAGUGACAGAGCUCAUCUGAAUGAGUGGAAGGACACGGUUUCAAAGUAUAGGAAAGAAGCCAGUGAACGUGAGGACAGGAGGGACCAAUGUGAGGACAGGAGGGACCAACAUGAGGAGAGGAGAGAUGCUCGAGAUGAGAGAUGGCGGCAGGAAGAUCAGAGGAGGCAGGAUGCAACGCUGGGGCUGCUGCGUGAACAAACAGAUAUGCUCCGGCGUCUGGUGGAGCUUCAGGAACGGCAGCAGGAUAACAGAGUGCCGCUACAGCCCCUGUAUAACCCCCCUCCCCCCUCACCAUGUUCCAUAGCCUCCUCACCCAGACGUGUAAGAACGCGGGGGGGGGAGGCUCCGUACACCUUCCCAUUCCACCCCAGUGGACAGCCCAAGCAAAAGGCUGUCAUUUUUUUAACCAUUUUUUAAUGGCCUUUUCCUUCCCUCCUCCCAAACCCCACCCGGGUUCCCUCCCUCU